Saccostrea cuccullata (small rock oyster) is the source of this 574-nucleotide messenger RNA. RefSeq names its product complement C1q tumor necrosis factor-related protein 3-like. The record is from RefSeq and is a predicted model, not a curated record. The transcript has 2 exons. Gene Ontology annotation, molecular function: protein binding. NCBI's taxonomy places the organism in Eukaryota, Metazoa, Mollusca, Bivalvia, Ostreida, Ostreidae. The annotation marks the transcript as partial.
CAUAGUGUACUUGCCUUGUCACUGAUCUUGGUGACUGCCGUGUUUGGGUCCAUAAAGGAGACACCACAGCAAAUCGUUACCAAGUACAACAACUACCGGACCAUCUGUACUGGACUUGGUUAUCAGAACCUAAACUGCAAAACAGGAAAAGUUUCAGUUGCUUUCCACACGACACUAACCAAUCACUUGCAGAACAUGGGUAAACAACAGACAGUGAUAUUUGACAAGGUGACCUUGAAUGAAGGAAAUGGGUAUGAUAAAAAGACGGGUAUUUUUACCGCCCCCGAGAAAGGUGUGUAUACCUUCACCUGGACAAUCAUGACAAAAGCAGAAAAAUAUUUCGUCAGUGAAAUUGUACACGAGAGUAAACGAAUAGCUAAAAACUAUGCAGAUGGAAGAGGCAUCACUGGUUAUGAUAUGUCUUCAACACACGCCAACAUUAAAAUGAAGAAAGGUGAUAAAGUAUGGAUCAGAACAUACGAUGGCUACGGCCAAUACGCCUAUGGCGAACAUUGGAGUUAUUUUUCUGGAAAUAAAUUAUAAGUAUAAUGUAUGCAUUUGGGAAAAGUUUAAA